AUCAGCCGCGGACAGCCUUCCUACCCUCCUUUCUCAGUCAUCCCUUUCUUCCUUCCAAGUAAGGAGAGAACAUGACCUCUAUUUCUUCCUGAAGCUGGUGUGUGUUGGAGGAAGGAGGAAGGAAGCCUAGGAAAGCCACCGCUCACCUUCUCGGCUCCCCACCAAACGCUGCUUGGUAGGAGAAAAAUUGGCGGAAAAGCUUCCCCUUGGCCGGGAUCUCUUCUUUAAUUACCCCUGGGGAUUGGCUGGCUCAUAAGAGCGGACAGGGAGAGGGUCGCCGAAGAAGGAGAGGAGAGUAGAGACUAGAGACACACACAUCGGGUGCUCGCUGGGAGGAGGCUUGUGGGGAGGGAUCGAGAAGAAGAUGAGGCGGCGGGCCUUGGCCAUCGCCAUUCUUGUUGCAGCGCUCUUCCUUGGAGCUGAGGCCCAGGCGGUGCAGCAGGGCCACCAGACAGAGAGGAUCUCAGGAAGUGCUGGUGAUGUGUUAGAAGAUAACCCUGUUGGGAGGCUCAAGGUCUAUGUCUAUGAUCUCCCCAGCAAAUACAACAAGAAACUCCUGAAGAAGGAUCCCAGGUGCCUGAACCACAUGUUUGCCGCUGAGAUCUUUAUGCAUCGGUUCCUGUUGUCAAGCGCUGUUCGAACUUUUAAUCCUGAGGAAGCAGAUUGGUUCUACACGCCUGUAUACACAACAUGUGAUCUGACUCCUUCGGGUCUUCCUUUGCCCUUCAAGUCUCCUCGAAUGAUGCGCAGCGCAAUUGAGCUGAUUGCCACGAACUGGCCUUACUGGAAUAGAUCAGAGGGCGCAGACCAUUUCUUUGUCACACCACAUGACUUUGGUGCUUGCUUCCACUAUCAGGAAGAGAAAGCAAUUGGACGGGGGAUCCUUCCCUUGCUUCAGCGUGCGACACUGGUUCAGACGUUUGGACAGAAGAACCAUGUCUGCCUGAAGGACGGAUCCAUCACAAUCCCACCAUUUGCGCCUCCCCAGAAAAUGCAGGCUCACCUUAUCCCCCCAGACACGCCUCGAUCCAUCUUUGUGUACUUCCGUGGUCUGUUCUACGACACCAGCAACGAUCCGGAGGGUGGUUACUAUGCAAGAGGUGCUCGUGCGUCUGUCUGGGAGAACUUCAAGAACAACCCGCUCUUUGACAUCUCGACGGAUCACCCGCCGACCUACUAUGAAGAUAUGCAGCGUUCCGUGUUCUGCUUAUGCCCAUUGGGCUGGGCACCAUGGAGUCCGAGGCUGGUGGAAGCCGUGGUCUUCGGCUGCAUCCCGGUGAUCAUUGCUGAUGACAUUGUUCUGCCCUUCGCGGACGCCAUCCCUUGGGAGGAGAUCGGUGUGUUUGUUGCCGAGGAGGAUGUUCCGAAGCUGGACAGCAUCCUAACGUCCAUUCCCACAGAUGUUAUACUGAGGAAGCAAAGACUUCUCGCCAACCCGUCGAUGAAGCAGGCCAUGCUGUUCCCCCAGCCUGCUCAGGCGGGAGAUGCAUUCCACCAGAUCCUGAACGGGCUCGCGCGCAAGCUCCCGCACGGUGACAACGUCUUCCUCAAGCCCGGGCAGAGGGUCCUGAACUGGACCGCUGGACCACCGGGUGACCUGAAGCCUUGGUAGCAUCUGGCAUAAUUCUAGAACUUUUUGGAAAAAGCAAGAUUUGAGGACAUGAUAAUAUACAUGCGCCUUUGAAUUACCAUGGCUGCAUAGUGCUGACCUGAAGCCAAAUGUACAUUUUUGUAUGUUCUUUACCUAUAGCUGCUAUACUAUAUAUCUUCAUUUCUUCUUCUUCUUCUUUUUCCCUCUUUUAUUAGGUGAUGAGAAUGUCAGCCUUGUCAAUCAUAUGUGGAUAUCAUAAUCGAAAUUUACAAGAUUUUACUCAUGC
Setaria italica (foxtail millet) is the source of this 1877-nucleotide messenger RNA. Its product is annotated as probable glucuronosyltransferase Os01g0926700. The record is from RefSeq and is a predicted model, not a curated record. Gene Ontology annotation, molecular function: glycosyltransferase activity. Gene Ontology annotation, biological process: plant-type secondary cell wall biogenesis; glucuronoxylan biosynthetic process. The transcript is spliced from 4 exons. NCBI's taxonomy places the organism in Eukaryota, Viridiplantae, Streptophyta, Magnoliopsida, Poales, Poaceae. The coding region runs from base 365 to 1612 and encodes 415 amino acids.